CAUUGACCUGGUCAACCAUGUUUCACCAUGGAUUCUUUUGAAAAUUGAAAAUUUUCUAUCUUCAUGCAUACCCCCUUUUCUUUUUCUCUUUCUUUCCCACCAAACAAACAAAAAGUAAAACACAAAAUCAUCCAAAUACCCCCCCUCACCUUUUCUUUUUUAUGCCUUAGAAAAAGAUAAAUCUUUUUUUGAAGGGUUAAUCUUCAUGCCCUUCACAAAUAUGUCUCUCCCCAUCUUCCUACUUUGGCUGGUUAGCAUUCCCUUUUUGGCCCAUUCGUCCCCUUCUCAGCCUAGAGGCACGUUGGUAAGCUGUGGCUCGUCGACAAAACAGUCAAUACCCGACACCAGCCUCAGUUACAUCCCCGACGACGGCUUUAUAAACGUUGGGAACAAAACAACUCUCGAAAGCAAUGAUUUGCUGCCGAUCCUAUCCACGCUACGAUAUUUUCCCCAGAAAUCGGCGAGGAAAUAUUGCUAUACGUUCCAAGUGAUAAGGGGAGGGAAAUACUUGGUGAGGACGAUUUAUUUUUACGGAGGUUUCGAUGGAGGGAAACAGCCGCCAGUGUUUGAUCAGAUCAUCGGAGGAACAAAAUGGAGCGUGGUGAACACGACGGAGGAUUACGCCAACGGGAUGUCGUCGUAUUAUGAGAUUAUCAUCGGAGCUCAUGCGAAGACGUUGAGUGUUUGCGUGGCGAGAAGUAAUCAAACGGCGGCGAAUUCAAGCCCGUUUAUAUCCGCCAUUGAAGUGCUCUCGUUAGAGGAUUCCAUGUAUAAUUCUACUGAUUUUCGUACCCAAGCAUUGGUCGCUGUUGCGAGAAGUGCGUUUGGGAAUGAAGAUAGCAUAAGCUUUCCAGAUGAUCCAUACUACCGAUUAUGGCAACCAUUCACAGACAAGAAUGAAGUCGUUUCGACCCAAACAAUUGUAAGCAGUUCGGAUUUUUGGAACAAGCCACCGGAGAAAGCGUUCUCAAAGGCGAUCGCCGGAGGUGUGGGGAAAAAACUCGAGAUUCAAUGGCCGUCAGGAUCACUUCAGAGCACUAGAUACUAUGUUUCACUGUAUUUCCAAGACAAUCGGGCGGCGAGCGCCAAUGCUUGGAGAGUGUUCAGUGUUGCGGUAAAUGGGAAGACUUUUUACAAUAAUCUUAAUGUCUCAACUGGCGGCGUGACGAUUUAUUCAGCGGCGUGGCCAUUGUCGGGGCCGACUACAAUUACCUUGACUCCUGACGCUAAAAGUUCUGCCGGGCCGUUGAUCAAUGCCGGUGAAGUUUACCAGAUUCUGCCUUUUGGUAGAAGGACUCUUGCAAAAGAUGUGGCGGUAAUGGAGGAACUGGCUAGAAACCUCGACAACCCUCCACUUGAUUGGGUAGGUGAUCCAUGCUUGCCCCAAGAAAACUCAUGGACCGGAGUUUCUUGUUCCGUAAAAGAUACCGUUGCUAGAAUUAUCUCUUUGGAUCUUUCAAAUGCUGGGAUAUCUGGCACUCUACCUCUAACUGUAGACAAUUUAUCUGCACUCCACCAUCUUUGGUUAGGGGGAAAUAAAUUCUCUGGUUCGAUCCCCGAAAUGAAUUCUUUGCUUAAGCUUGAAACUUUGCAUUUGGAGAACAACAAUUUUACUGGGGAAAUCCCUCAAUCAUUAGGGGAACUUCCUUCUCUUCGUGAAGUGUUACUUCAGAACAAUAACCUUGAAGGUUCAGUUCCUGAACAACUUGCAACGAAGCAGGGUCUAAAACUUCAGGUGUCUCCUGGAAACCACCUUUCAAAAUGAGUGAAAAUGGAUCUAAAACAGCUACCAAAGUCUCAUCACCAAACAAAUGAUGUAAUUUUUUUUUUCAAGCAAUGAUAUUAAAAUCCAGCUCAAUGGAAUAUUGUAUCUACAUAAUAAAUGUUUUAAUACAAUAUUCAAAUAUUUAGUAUUAUUUAUUACACCAGAUAUUAAAUUAUAUAAUAUUAAAAUUUCUAGAAA
Molecule: messenger RNA, 1963 nt
Organism: Gossypium arboreum
Lineage: Eukaryota; Viridiplantae; Streptophyta; Magnoliopsida; Malvales; Malvaceae
Product: putative leucine-rich repeat receptor-like serine/threonine-protein kinase At2g14440
Exons: 9
Coding region: 206-1765 (519 amino acids)
Molecular function (GO): protein binding
Source: RefSeq, a predicted model, not a curated record